AUGCACCGUUUCCAUUCUCAAAGUAAUGAUGGCAAACUUAUCUACAGUGAAUCGCUUCCUACUCCUGGGGUUCUCGACAACCAGGAGCUGCAGAUCCUACAUGUUUUGCUCUUCUUGGUGAUGUACUUGUUGGGCUUAGCAGGUAACAUUAUCAUCAUCAUCAUCACAAUGCUGGACUCACAGCUCCAAUCUCCAAUGUAUUUUUUCCUGAAGCACCUUUCCAUUCUCUACUUUUCCUCCCUGUCUGUCACUGUCCCCGAGUCUAUUCACAGUUCCGUGACUGGCAGUGGGUACAUUUCCAAUGCACAGUGUGUGCUUCAGGUUUUCUUCUUCAUAUGCUUCGCCUGGGGUGAGGUGGCCAUCCUCACAGUGAUGUCCUAUGACCUCUAUGUGGCCAUCUGCCCCCCAUUGCACUAUGAGGUCAUCAUGGCUCCCAGAAAGUGCAGAUGGACUGUGACUGCUGUGUGGCUAAGUGAAGGCAUCCCAGGAACCUUGUACAUAGCUACCACAUUCUCUAUCAGAUUCUGCAGGGCAAAAAUAAUCCACCAGUUCUUCUGUUAUGUCCCUCAGUUGCUCAAGUUCUCCUGCUGUAGUGAUUACCUUAGAGUGAUUGGAGUGUUUGUUAUCAUUCUUUGGUCAUAUUUGUCUGCUUCUUCACCGUCACCCUCUCCUAUGUAA
This is a messenger RNA of Nannospalax galili (Upper Galilee mountains blind mole rat), 678 nucleotides long. Its product is annotated as olfactory receptor 14J1-like. Gene Ontology annotation, molecular function: G protein-coupled receptor activity; olfactory receptor activity. Gene Ontology annotation, biological process: G protein-coupled receptor signaling pathway. Gene Ontology annotation, cellular component: membrane. The transcript has a single exon. The coding region runs from base 1 to 678 and encodes 225 amino acids. The record is from RefSeq and is a predicted model, not a curated record. NCBI's taxonomy places the organism in Eukaryota, Metazoa, Chordata, Mammalia, Rodentia, Spalacidae.